ACUGAGGGUUCCAUCUGUUAUCUUAAACCUUUGUUCUCAAGUAACACAGAGAGGAGAUGCCGGAAAAACACUUUGCUAAAGGUUUUAAUUCAGACUAUAUUUCCAAGUUGUUUGUAUGCUCUCUAGGAUUAUAUAUGCCAGCCCAACAGAAGAAAGCAUUGUUUUGCAUAGCUGGCGUGCUAAGUUUUGCUUGUGCUUUGAGCAUUGCCGCAGCCAUAGGGACUCAGCUGUGGAUCAGAGGAGGAAUACUCUGCAAAACUGGAGCGCUGCUUGUCAAUGCUACCGGCCAAGAAUUAGAGAAGUUCAUUGGUGAAAUUCAGUAUGGACUUUUCUAUGGCGAGAGGGUUAGACAAUGUGGGCUUGGAGGGAGACCUUUUCGGUUUUCAUUUUUUCCAGAUUUGUUCAAAGUUAUCCCCGCAAGUAUCCAUGUUAGUGUCAUCCUGUUCUCUUUGGUGCUAUUAGUGUUUGCCCUGAUUGGGACGGGGUUCUUCAUGUACAAUGCAUUUGGCAAGCCCUAUGAAACACUGCAUGGUCCACUAGGACUGUACCUGUGGAGCUUUAUUUCAUUUUCUUGUGGUUGUCUUAUCAUGAUACUGUUUUCAUCAGAAGUGAAAAUCCACCACCUCUCAGAAAAAAUAGCCAAUUAUAAAGAAGGAAGCUUUAUUUUUAAAACUAACAGCGAGCAAUUUGAAAAUUCAUUCUGGAUCAUCCUGGUCUGCUCAUUGGUACAUUUUCUGAACAUUUUGCUAAUACGCCUCGCUGGAUUUGAGUUUCCUUUUUCAAAGUCAAAAGAUCCAGAGACAGCAAAUGGAGCAGCUGAUCUAAUGUACUAGACAUACUUUGAAUGAAAAUGGUUCAUCUUGGCCUUUCCCCAAAGGCACCAAAUGUAAAUGAGUUUAAAGGGCUGUUUUUUAAAAUACAAGUGUGUAUAUGCAUUGUGAGCCAGGGGCAUUUAGAGAAAUAUACCAGCAAAAAAUGAAGUAAUAUCAAUAAGAGUUACAUUACUCUCAGUAGGUGAUAAUGUAUCACUAGGAAAAUAAUUGGGGUUUUUCCCAUGUAAUGCUGAACUUUGCUUUGUGAAAAGUAUAGUUUAGACUCCCAAUGAAGUUUUGUGUUCCACAUAUAGAGAUAAACCAUUGUUUGUGUGGUUUUCCUCUUCUCCCACCUUCCCUGAGAAUCCCUAAAUGCUUUCUCAAACAGCCUCCAAGGGUGAGCAUCAUUCCAAACCAUUAUUUGUUGGUUUGAAUAUAAUGCCAACCUGGUUUAUCCAAAAUGAGAUGUGCAAGCCAGCUUCAAACCAUGGUUGCAGAUCAUGGUAUUAGAUCUUGGUUUGCUUGCCACUUGCAAACAAUGCUUCUUCAGAUAGUGCUUGUUUAGACAUUAUGACAAAUCAUAGUUUGGCAUUAUGUCCAAAUCAUUCCAUUGUUUUGUUUCCAAUGACUGCAGCACUAAAGGAAUGUAAUGUUACUGAACUGGUGUAAUAAAAUAAAAAGUAAAAAAAAAACCCUUAGGCAGCAAUUUCAGCAAGAAGACAGCAUAUGUUUUCAUAUGCAAAGAAGAUGAUGUUCUGGAAUUAUUACUCCUAAACAUCUGCAUAUCAAGACAUCAAGAAGAAGUCAAUACCUUCUCUAGAAGAUUGGAAUAAGGGUUACUUCAUGAAAAGGCACUGAUUUUAAAUUAAACUAUAUGGUGGCAACCAGCGUUUUCAUUCCAUCAAGAGAAGAAACUUCCAUUCACAAAAGGAGAGAUGUGCUCACAAGUAGGACCUCUUCCAUGAGUGCAACUUUUUCCCCCGGAAUGGAAGCUCCUUCCAUUUACAGAGUGGAAACGUUAAAUGCCACCCAAUAUUAUUUAUUUAUAUGGAGUUGAUUUAGAUGCAAAUGCCUGGUCUGCAAACAUUACCAAAGAUGUUGCUUUAGUCCUCAGUGUGUUUAAUAUCAAGUGUUUGCAGAACUGAACCCAAGUGUAGUACCUAAAACCUAACCUAACGAUAUCACUUUUUGUUCUUGUUUGGUAGUGCUUUUGUUUUUCACUUUUAUAAGCUUCAAUUUUAAAAGAGGUCUGAUCCUCCUGAUGGCAAAAUGAUACUUCAAACAUUAAAUGAAUUCUCUAUCCUUCUAACAUAGCACUUCAUGUGAUUGUUAGCAGAAUGCAUGCAGAAAAGAAGAAAACAGAUCUGUAGAAAUUUUUUAUCAGUUAUUCCAGCCUUCACCAACCUGGUGCCCUCCAGCCGGUUUGUUUAUUUAUUUAUUUAUU
Messenger RNA from Rhineura floridana, 2256 nucleotides. It is a transcript of the gene CLRN1, whose product is annotated as clarin 1. The coding region runs from base 57 to 833 and encodes 258 amino acids. The transcript has 3 exons. NCBI's taxonomy places the organism in Eukaryota, Metazoa, Chordata, Lepidosauria, Squamata, Rhineuridae. The record is from RefSeq and is a predicted model, not a curated record. Gene Ontology annotation, biological process: equilibrioception; sensory perception of sound.